AUGACUCGGCUGACAGGAACCAGGGACAUCCACUGUGCGCUCGUGCUAGGGCGUCCUGGCAGCAUCGACUGGCGCAUUUGUCCACCAAGUCUACCCGUCGACACACCUCCGCCAAAGGACCGCCGUAAGACCCCCGUUGCGCCACGGGAUGACGAGAAGGACCCCCCGACGCCGUUGACCAGGGGCAUCUGGGCAUUCAGGCUCGUGGCCCCGAUGCGGGAAAUUCUGGAGUUGGAACAAGACGGUCCGUGUCCGAAAGACUAUUCCAAGGUCGACCGGGUACAUCAAAUGUGUCUGGACUUGGACGAAGCGACGCCUGCGUAUUUCCGAUUGGAGAACCCAGACAGGAAGUGGGAUGAUGACCCGUCAUGCUACUGGCUGCAGUCGGUACGGUUCUACCUACCGCAGAUGAACCUGUUCAACUUGAUGGCGCUGCACCGGCCGUACAUCUUCAACCGACAGAAGAGCCGAACAGAAGCGCUCAAGGCCAGUAUCGAGAUGCUUCACCGCCAGAUGCUCACGUUCCAGGGCCUCGAUGCUGGUUCGUGGCGGAACUUCUCGCUAUUCUUUGGCAGCUUUGAUGCCGUGGUUCUCAUGGCAUCGAUAUACAUCCUGUUUCCCAAGGAGAACCUUGAGAUGGCUGGCAGCGCUAUGCAGCACUUCCACUGGACUACGGAGAGAUUUGAAGCGAUGCAGGAGAGGAACCCUCUGGCGAAGGCAGCGAAAGGUGUCCUGCAGGCGAUUUUUGCUAAGUUCAAGAAGGCGGUAGGAAACCCGGCGCCGCCACCAAGCCUGUCGAGCUUGGCAUCUCAGACACCGGCAUCGACGGCGGAUAGUACCGGCAGUCUAUCUGCCCGCGGAUCAGUCUCGACGGCGACAGCGGCAACGGCCGACACACCAGCGAGUAAAAGCAGCACAGUGGCGACGCCGACAUCGCUGCCGACAGUUCCCGACACAUCGUCAGCGUAUCCGCUGCCAUCAGCACACUCGGAGUGGACAUUGCCAAAUAGCUGGGACUUCACAUCGAUUGCACCGCUAUUUCCGAUGGGAGACCUCAUCUACCACGACCUUAACGGAAUACCAGAGGACGGAUCCCUCCCAGCAUGGGGAGCAGCAACGCCGCCACCGCCGGCGGCCGGGACGACGUUUGAGGGGGAUUUUGGGAAUGACAGUGUGUGGAACUUGCUAAACCAGUACGACCCGACAUCCGUUUGA
This is a messenger RNA of Colletotrichum spaethianum, 1215 nucleotides long. RefSeq lists its product as uncharacterized. Gene Ontology annotation, cellular component: nucleus. NCBI's taxonomy places the organism in Eukaryota, Fungi, Ascomycota, Sordariomycetes, Glomerellales, Glomerellaceae. The record is from RefSeq and is a predicted model, not a curated record. The coding region runs from base 1 to 1215 and encodes 404 amino acids. The transcript has 2 exons.